Pieris macdunnoughi is the source of this 1452-nucleotide messenger RNA. Lineage: Eukaryota; Metazoa; Arthropoda; Insecta; Lepidoptera; Pieridae. The record is from the annotation of a GenBank genome assembly.
AUGGACGAAUUAAUAUUGUAUCAUCAUAGAAAUAAUACUCUAAGUACUUUAUGUAGACUAUGUCUCGAUCAAGCUGGGACAACCGAUAUUUUUCAGGAUUGUACUUUACCAGACAAGAUUUCUGCUAUAACAGGUAUAAAACUUGAUAUUUUAACUCCAUUUCCGAAAAAGUUAUGUGAUAAUUGUCAUGGAAUAAUUCAAUUAACAAGCGAGUUUCGGGAGUCAAUUAUUAUUAAUGACAAACAGCUGCAGGAUUUUGCUAAACUUUAUUUCACUUCGGAAAUUUUGCCUUCCUCUAAUGAAGCUGUACCAGAAGAGACAAGAGCCACAGAGCAGGUGAUUUGCAACACAACACAGCUCCAAGAAAGCCAUGUUCAACCAAUAAUCAGAGUUAGAAAUGAUUUGUAUUCAAAUAAAGUAAUCAAUACAGAUUCUCGUCAAACAACUAAUGACAUGGAUGAUUUGAUUUCUUUAGAAAAACAAAAGAAACAAUCACGUCCAGAACGUCAAAACUGUGAUCCCUUAAAUACAUAUGAAUCAAUAUCAGCACCAAUGGAGACAAUAAUAAUAGACGAUGAGGAUGUAGCUGGACAAAGCAGUGAUAGUUCAGAAAUAGACGGAAUAACAAAUAAUUUGUAUAUUGAUGAAACGGCAAAUUUAUGUGAUCAAGACAAUGUGGAUGAGAGUGCGAGAAAACGAAGUGAAAAUGAUACAUUAGCAAUGAAUUCAGCUCUUCAAACGGAUGAGAAGUCUAGAAUUUCAACGGAAUCAAUUGAUACAAUAAUAUUAGAGAAUGACGAUUCACCCCAACAAAGAAAUGUCUGCCAAGUUCUACCGAUGGAAAGAGUUGGAAAUGAUUUGUGUAUAGAUGAUUCUCGUGCAAAUAUUGAAAAUGACCCGAAACUAAUACAAGAUUUAAAUAAAAAUGGACAAAAUCGAAGCUGUUCAAAUCAUGAUAAUUGGGAAGUAAUUAUUACAUAUGAAUCUCUUGCAGAGGAUAUGGAAAAUACGUCAAAUACAUCCAAAAAUUAUGAUUGUAUUAAAAAAUCUAAUAAGCAUAAAAAGUCACCAUCCAGACAUAAUGUAGAAAUUAAAAAGGAAAUUGCCAAAGACCAGGAGGAUAUUAAGUCUUCAAAGAGAAUAAAAUUUGAGGACGGUUUUGAAUAUAAUUGUGACCAGUGUUCAAAAUUUUUUAUGUCGAAGAAAAAACUGUACUGCCAUAAGAGGGUUCAUAAUAAAAAGUAUGAAUGCUUAAUAGCAGGUUGUAAAAAAAUCUUCGCAACGAAAGGAGAUCUUCAAAAACAUACACGCACUCACACUGGCGAGAGACCGUACGAAUGUGAUAUAUGUGAGAAGAAAUUCAGACAGAAAAUAUUAUUGAGAUAUCAUAAAGGCUCAAUUCAUGGUAUUAAAAUAAAGAAGACCGACGAAGAAAUUGCUGAUAAAAUUUGA